GUACUCGAAGCUAAGACAAUACAAUCCACUUCGUUUCGUGCAAGAAAGUCAAGGGCAAAUCAAUGUUCAUCAAGAUCGACCGCAAGAGAGAGACUCCUUUUAUCUUCUUCUAAUUUCGUUUUUUUUUUUUAAUUUUUUGAGUAAAUGGGAACCAUUUCUUGCGUCAGUCAUGGUCACUUCUCCAACUUCGCGAGUUUCUCGAAAAACUCAAUCUGUUCAUCAUCAUCGUCGCCACCGUUUUUCAACAACCCAAUUCGCAUCUUCAAAAGCUUCACCUUCUCAUCAUCAAUGGCUGCUUCUCUUCAUGUCUCAGCCUCGUCCACAGUUGAUGAGAUAAGUGAGCCAGUGGAGGCGAUGGCGUCGUCUGGAAUGGUGGGAGAGAAUGAUCUGCUAAUUGUGGGACCCGGUGUUCUUGGUCGCUUAGUGGCUGAAAAAUGGAGGGAGGAAAAUCCCGGAUGUCAAAUUUAUGGGCAAACUGUGACGACGGAUCACCACGAUGAGUUAAUGACAAUGGGGAUUAAUCCAUUUUUGAAAGGGAAUAAAACUGAUCAGAAGUUUCCUUAUGUGAUUUUCUGUGCUCCUCCUUCAAAAACCCCAGAUUACCCCGGUGAUAUUAGGAUGGCUGCUUUAAGCUGGAAUGGUGAAGGUUCUUUCUUAUUCACAUCGAGCUCUGCACCUUUUGAUUGCUAUGACAAUGGACCUUGUGAUGAGGACACACCAACCGUACCGAUUGGCAGAAGCCCUAGAACAGAUGUUCUUCUCAAGGCUGAAAAAGUGGUGUUGGACUUUGGUGGUUGUGUUGUUAGGUUGGCUGGACUUUAUAUAUCCUUUUCAGACUUAAAUUAUGAAGAGAUAUGUAUAUAUGUUUCAUGGACUUGUGGAUGUAAUCAAUAUUGCAUUCAUGAUGGCCUUAACAUUUUAUACAAAUUAGAUAGAGGUGCACAUUUCUAUUGGUUACAGAAGGGGACUGUUGAUUCCCGUCCAGAUCACAUCCUGAAUCUUAUACACUAUGAGGAUGCAGCUUCCCUAUCAGUAACUAUUCUGAAGAAGAAACUUCGUGGUCGGAUUUUCUUGGGUUGUGACAAUCAUCCUUUGUCCAGGCAGGAAGUAAUGGACUUGGUUGAAAAAAGCGGGAAAUUCAGCAAAAAGUUUGAGGCCUUUACAGGCACUAGUGAUCCUUUGGGAAGGAAGUUGAACAACACAAAAACUCGUCAGGAAUUGGGAUGGGAGCCAAAAUAUCCUAGCUUUGCUAACUUCCUUGGAGUGUCAGAAUAAACCCAUACCUUCAUCUUCAUUUCCAAGAUUGAAUGGAUUAAUGGUGGAAGAAACUCGAUUAGUUGGCAUAGGGAAUAUUUUGCUAGCAUUCUCUUGUGACAUUUCUAUUUUCCUUUCCCAAUCAAUUCUGGCAAAUACUUGUUCAUGUACAGUUUCUGAACAUUCACACUAAAGUUUUAAUAAUAAAAAUUCCAUACUUGGCACAUUUUCA
Molecule: messenger RNA, 1486 nt
Organism: Theobroma umbraticum
Lineage: Eukaryota; Viridiplantae; Streptophyta; Magnoliopsida; Malvales; Malvaceae
Product: NAD(P)-binding Rossmann-fold superfamily protein
Source: RefSeq, a predicted model, not a curated record